AUGAUGGAUUCACCACUGGAAAAAGCUCGACGAAUAUUCCAUAUUGAAAAUCGUACUGUUGUUAAUUGUUUAUCUGAAUUCUAUGGUUCAUUAUUGCUACUGUUUAUCGGUAUUAGUAUAGUGCAUCAAUUCGAUUUAUCGCAUGGACGAUUGAAUACAUGGAUGCAAAUCAAUCUUGGAUGGGGAUUUACGAUUAUGUUAUGUGUGUACACCUGCUCUAAAACAUCAGGAGGGCAUUUGAAUCCAGCAAUUUCGCUUAUGUUUUACACUCUUGGGAAACUGCCUCUUUCACAUGUUUUCUACUACAGCAUCGCGCAAAUUCUUGGCGCUUUUAUUGGCACAGCAUUUGCAUAUACUGUCUAUUUAGAUCAAACUCAUCAUGUUUUGGGUGAUCUUCGCAUUGCAUCAGGUCCAAAUGGUACAGCGACAUUAUUUACUUCAAUGCCCGCACCUCAUGUCUCAAAUACGAUCGCAUUUUGGGAUCAAGUAAUUAGCAUAAUUAUUAUAUUCUAA
Messenger RNA from Acanthocheilonema viteae, 513 nucleotides. The record is from the annotation of a GenBank genome assembly. NCBI's taxonomy places the organism in Eukaryota, Metazoa, Nematoda, Chromadorea, Rhabditida, Onchocercidae.